Salarias fasciatus (jewelled blenny) is the source of this 3329-nucleotide messenger RNA. It is a transcript of the gene lrrtm1, whose product is annotated as leucine rich repeat transmembrane neuronal 1. The transcript has a single exon. The coding region runs from base 996 to 2573 and encodes 525 amino acids. Gene Ontology annotation, molecular function: protein binding. The record is from RefSeq and is a predicted model, not a curated record. Lineage: Eukaryota; Metazoa; Chordata; Actinopteri; Blenniiformes; Blenniidae.
CUGCGAGCCACAGGGGAUGUGAGCGGCUUCUUCAAUGAUAUGAGCUUCUGUGAUGACAUGGAAUACUGUUAUACAAGAAAACAGUGAACAGGGUUCACAUCUUUAAAUCCUGUUCUUUUUUUUCUUUUUUUUUUUUUCCUCUCUGUCUCUCUCUCUCUCUCUCUCUCUGCUUGCGUCCGUCACUGAAAGCAUGUUUAAACGCUCGGAUGGAUUUAACGCUAACAAGUCAGAGAUUUUUUUCCCAGAGAUGGACGAUAAUACGUUUUGACAGAUCUGCCGAAAAUUAAGCAGGAAGGGUGGAGAAAAGAGCAAGGCAGAUAUUUUUUUAAAGAUUCUUCCUGGACCUUUUUUUUUUUUUUUUUCUCCCCUUUCUCUGGUUGUCUCUUCCUCCCUCUGAUCAUUGCAGCAGAGGACUGCGGAGGAGCAAAAGAGACAGAGCUCAUGCAUGCAGACAGGGGAACUUGCACAUCCUACCAUCUCGCUGAAAGCUACUUGGAUUCCUUCUCUUUCUGGCUCUUUCACUUGAAGAGAACUAAGACAUUGUAAGCCUGCCAAGGAUCUGGUGUCCACUGAAAAGGGAGAAGGGAGGGGGGGAGAAUUUGUACCACAGUGGGGUCUUUUUUAGAUUCGCACAUAAUUAGUGUUGGGGCACAAAGCGAGAUGCUGAAUGGAGAUUGUCAGCUUUUGGAUAGGGGUGAGUAGGACUCUUUUCGAAUAAGAUCGAUCAAUCAGCGACGACAGUUUUAUUUUUUUCAUCCCAUCUCCUUUCCACCCACUGCUUGAUAUCCAGCGUAAGAAAAGAGACUUGCUUUUUUAUUCUUCACCAUUUGAUUCCCUUGAUGGACUAAUACAAUAAAUACAUCACUGUCUGCAGCUCAAAUACGAACUGAUUAUUCACUAAUUAAAUAUGAUGUGAUGAACUUCAUCUGAUAGGUGCAAAAAUAAUAUCCACAGUGGUUCAAUGGACAUUUUCUCCCCGACAUCCCUGGAUAUUUAUGCUAAUGGAUUUCCUUCUAAUUGGACUGUACUUAAAGUGGCCACUGAAGAAGCCCCCUGGGUUGAUACUGUGUUCGUUGGGCAUUUUUCUCAGAACUGUUCCGUUGGUCGAGGGGGUUUGUCCAAAGCUCUGCCGCUGCGACAGCAAGCUGCUGUACUGCGAGGGGCUCAACCUCACAGACAUUCCCCGCAAUCUGAGCAGCGCCAUGGGCCUGUCUAUGAGAGAAAACAACCUGACCGAGCUGCGUGAAGGCCAACUGGCGGGUCUGUCACAGCUCACCUGGCUCUACCUAGAUCACAACAACAUUGACAUUGUAGAGGAGGGGGCGUUUGACAGGUUAAGACGGGUCAAGGAGUUAGACCUGAGCAGCAACCGGAUUGAGAGUCUGCCAAAUGGCACGUUCAGGCCCCUCCCAAACCUGCGCAUCCUGGACCUCUCCUACAACAGGAUCCAGGCACUAGAGCCCGACCUGUUCCAUGGCCUUAGAAAGCUCACCAAUUUGCAUUUGCGCUACAACGCUCUCAAAUUUGUGCCAGUGAGGAUUUUUCAAGACUGCAGGAGCAUGCAGUUUCUGGACUUGGGAUACAACCAACUGCAGAGUCUGGCACGAAACUCCUUUGCUGGCCUCUUCAAGUUGACUGAGUUGCAUCUUGAGCACAACGAGCUGGUUAAAGUCAAUUUGGCCCACUUCCCCCGCCUCACUUCUUUACGUACUUUGUACAUGCACAACAAUCGUGCCACUAUUGUUGUCAAUACCUUGGACUGGACAUGGCAUCUUUUAGAGAAGAUCGAUCUGUCAGCUAAUGAAAUUGAGUACAUUGAGCCGCAUGUUUUCGAGAGCGCACCCAACCUCAAGGUGCUGAUGCUAGACUCCAAUCGUUUGACCUCUGUGGACCAACGCAUCCUGGACUCCUGGUCAUCCCUGGACAGCAUCACCCUGGCAGGGAAUGACUGGGAGUGCAGUCGAAACGUGUGUGCCUUGGCCUCUUGGCUGAGUGCCUUCCGAGGCCAGCGUGACAAUUCCCUGCUGUGUUCAAGCCCUGACACUGCACAGGGCGAGGAUGUGUUGGACGCCGUCUACGCUUUUCAGCUAUGCGAGGAUCCCCCAAUAGAGGUAACCACAGCCGGCCUGUACGCCUCGACGAGGGACCUGGCCCAGGGCGGCUCCGUAUUCCUGGGCCCAUUCACUCCCAAUCCUUACGAGGGUGAAGGCAGUGAGGUGGUCACUAGCUCCUUCACUGUCACAGUGGGCCAUGACGACGUGGAGAGCACCAUGCAGAUCCAUAAGGUGGUGACUGGCACCAUGGCACUCAUCUUUUCUUUCCUCAUCAUAGUGCUCAUGCUUUAUGUGGCAUGGAAGUGCUUUCCAGCUGGAAUAAGGCAACUGAGGCAGUGCUUCAGCAGUCAGCGUCGUAAGCAGAAGCAAAAGCAAAGCAUGCAGCAGAUGGCUGCAAUUUCUACACCGGAGUACUAUGUUGACUAUAAACCCAACCACAUUGAGGGAGCUUUGGUAAUUAUCAAUGAAUAUGGCUCUUGCACUUGCCAACAGCAACCUUCUCGGGAAUGUGAGGUGUGACCCUGCUUUUUCAGUAAGUCUUUUCGUGUGAUUAUCUGGAUAUACAGUGAAUCCCUUUUUGGAUACAGUGGGGAGGGGAAAAAUGUGGGGACAGAGGGAAUAACUGGAUCUUCUGGACUCUUUUUACUUCACUGUGAUGUGGAAGGAAUUCGCUUUAUGUGGCUGACUAUUUUGUGGUGGAUUUACUGCUACUGCUAGCUACUGCUUAUCUGAAGUCACAGGGCUUAAUGUGCACCUGACUCUUGGACCUGUUGAUGUUCUACAGAAACACGGAGGAGUACAUUGUGGGCACUGAGGCUUUUCUCUCAUGGAUGGAUAUUUGAGCUUUAAUGUGUCUUUCUACUUCAGGACAUUUCAAUGUUGUUUAAAAAGGAACUGGGGACACACAAAGGAAGAAAAGAAGAAAAAAAAUAAACCAUUUGUAUUAUGGUACACACAAUAUUUGACAAGCAUUUAAAAUGUGAAAAAAAUAAUACAAAAAAAACAUGUUUAAGUUUAAUUCAAAUGUAAAAAGAAAGUCUAUGUAAAAUAUGUUAAAAGAAAGUGCAAAUGUGGACAAAAAAAUGAAGAGGAUAAUCUAUUUCUUUUGUAAACUACAGAAAAAAAAAUGUUUAAAUAAAUGAAUUGCUAUUCACAGUAAACUCAUUUGUACGUGAGAAGCCUGUCAGAGAGGAUGAAUGACAACAGACGCAGUCUUUGCGCUCGUGGACUGGAGAGCCAUGACUCUGCAGUGAAUCGAACCAAAAAAAAAAAAAA